This is a messenger RNA of Phytomonas sp. EM1, 504 nucleotides long. The record is from the annotation of a GenBank genome assembly. Lineage: Eukaryota; Euglenozoa; Kinetoplastea; Trypanosomatida; Trypanosomatidae.
UGAGAUUCAUUAUUCAAGAGAGAGGCUAGGUUUCGAUGGUAAAUGCUAGGAGUCUCUCAGUUUGAGGGCUCUAUCGACAUGGACUGCUUGUCCGAAGCAUUUAGGAGGGCGCAGAUGGCUAAUCGCAUCUUCCCCAUUGCGGUUGAUUUUUCAAGUGAUAUACCGAAAAAGGAAGUUUUGGACAACUACUUACCCUAUAUUCAAGCCCUGAUACGCUCCCGGAGGGAGGCUUGUUUGGAGGUCUCGUCGACAUUUUUUAUGCAUGAGGAGACUGAACCCGACAGCGUUUUAUCCUACGCCGGUGACGCUGUGGCAAUUGCAAUACCGCUUACAGAAUAUAUUUCAGCUCACCAACCUGAGGAAUAGGUGUGGAUUAUUAUUCACUCUCAUUUGUUUAAUUUGCAUGAGAGUUGUUGAUGGUUCGAUCGUAGUGUAAUUAAGAAUUUUCAACUAAGCAAAUUUUUCUCUCUGUUUUUCCCUCUGUACUUUUAUAUAUGUGUUUUA